CAGAGAGUGUUGGUUAUUGGUGCUGGAUCCUCUGGUCUGGUUGCUCUUAAAGAGUGUUUGGCUGAAGGUUUCUCCAACGUCGUCUGCUAUGAAGCACUUGCCAAUUUGGGUGGAUUAUGGCAAUAUGAGCCCGUUCAACCCAACCAAAAAGUGCAUUCGUCUGUAUACAAAAAUACUGUGAUUGAUACUAGCAAGCAAAUGAUGGCAUUUAGCGACUUUCCUAUCCCCCAUCAUUGGCCAAUUUAUCUACACAACAAAUCCGUCGUCAAGUACUACCAUAUGUAUGCUGAAAAAUUUGAUUUGAUCAACCACAUCGAGUUCAAUACCCAAGUAACAGCCAUUGAUCCACUCAAGUCUACAACCAACGAUCUGCAAGCUUCUAAACCAUACAAUGGGCAAUGGCGAGUGGAGUAUAUGCAAGAUGGGAAUCAACUUACUGCCGUAUUCGACAAGGUGAUUAUUGCAUCUGGACACCACUGGAAACCAAAAAUGCCCGAGUUUCCUGGCAUGAACGAGUUUAAAGGGGAAAUGAUGCAUUCGCACUACUACAGAGAAGCAAACCCAUUUAAAGAUCGCCAAUGUUUGGUAGUUGGACUCGGUAACAGUGCUGUUGAUGUUGCUGUUGAGCUAAGCUAUCAUGCAAAGCAGGCGUAUGUUUCUUCCAGGCGCAGUGCAUGGCUCAUGUCCAGAUUUUCUCUCAACGGACGUCCUUUGGAUCAGACCGUAAGCAGAUUCUAUACCAUGCUACCCAUUUUUAUUCGUAACAUAUUGGUUAGGUUUACCACUUGGGUACAGCUUGGGGAUAUUGCCCAGUUUGGACUUUUUCCAAAACACGAGCCGUUUUCUGCCCAUCCAACCAUUAGCAGUGAGCUUCCUGGUCGCAUUAGUACUGGAACCAUAGUAAUGAAGCCCAACGUUAAAAGAUUUUACAGACUGGCAGAUAGACAGAUGGUCGAAUUUGAGGAUAAAUCGUCUGUCCCCGUUGAUACGGUCAUAUUUUGUACCGGAUAUGAGAUUGGGUAUCCCUUUCUAGAUGCGGAAAAAAUUGUUGGCUUGAAUAAUCCAGGUUCAAAUGUAGUGGAUCUAUACAAGCUGGUAUGGCCUGUGCACUAUGACAGCAUUGCGUUUGUGGGUCUCUUUCAACCAUUAGGUGCAAUUAUGCCUGGAUCUGAACUCCAGUCACGAUGGAUUGCUCGUACAUGGUCUGGUCAGUGUUCAAACCUUCCGAAUGCCAACAUCCGACUUGAGGAUAUUUACAAAAAACGCGCUCAGGUUCGUCAGAGAUAUGUUACAUCACCCAGACACACAAUUCAAGUGGAUGCUGGCACCUAUUUUGACGAAAUCGCUGGCCAGUUUGGAGCGGCGCCUAAUCUAUGGUUGCUAUUUUUUUCCGAUAUUUUCUUUUGGUGGAAAAUUGUGUUUGGGUGCUGGAAUGCUCAUCAGUAUCGACUAAGUGGACCUGGCGCAUGGACUGGAGCAAAGCAAGCUAUA
Molecule: messenger RNA, 1491 nt
Organism: Batrachochytrium dendrobatidis JAM81
Lineage: Eukaryota; Fungi; Chytridiomycota; Chytridiomycetes; Rhizophydiales
Exons: 3
Molecular function (GO): NADP binding; N,N-dimethylaniline monooxygenase activity; flavin adenine dinucleotide binding
Source: RefSeq, a predicted model, not a curated record